Lachancea thermotolerans CBS 6340 is the source of this 1047-nucleotide messenger RNA. RefSeq names its product protein-arginine omega-N methyltransferase HMT1 (gene HMT1). The transcript has a single exon. Gene Ontology annotation, molecular function: protein-arginine N-methyltransferase activity. Gene Ontology annotation, cellular component: nucleus. The coding region runs from base 1 to 1047 and encodes 348 amino acids. NCBI's taxonomy places the organism in Eukaryota, Fungi, Ascomycota, Saccharomycetes, Saccharomycetales, Saccharomycetaceae. The record is from RefSeq and is a predicted model, not a curated record. Gene Ontology annotation, biological process: peptidyl-arginine methylation.
AUGAGCAAGACUACUGUUGGUGAGUCUGCUACCACAAAGAAGGAUCUCAACGAGUUUGAGCAACACUACUUCAGCUCAUACGAUCAUUAUGGGAUUCACGAAGAGAUGCUUCAGGAUACCGUUCGUACUCUAUCUUACCGGAACGCUAUCACGCAAAACAAAGAUCUAUUCAAAGACAAAAUUGUACUAGAUGUCGGCUGUGGUACCGGUAUUCUUUCUAUGUUCGCUGCGAAGAACGGGGCCAAGCAUGUUAUCGGUGUGGAUAUGUCCAGCAUAAUCGAAAUGGCGCGCGAGAUCGUGGAGCUCAAUGGCUUCUCUGACAAAAUUACACUAUUGCGUGGUAAGCUAGAGGACGUCAAGCUACCUUUCCCAAAGGUUGACAUCAUCAUCUCGGAAUGGAUGGGAUAUUUCUUACUUUACGAAUCUAUGUUGGACACAGUCCUAUGGGCUCGUGACAACUACCUGGUUGAGGGCGGGUUGAUCUUCCCGGACAAAUGCUCGAUCCACGUCGCAGGUAUUGAAGACUCUCAAUACAAAGAUGAAAAGCUGAACUUCUGGCAGGACGUGUAUGGCUUUGACUACUCACCUUUCGUUCCCCUGGUGAAGAAAGAGCCACUAGUUGACACAGUUCAGCACACUGCUGUGAACACUACUAGAUCAAAGCUUAUUGAGUUUGACCUGAAUACCAUCACUGUCGCGGACCUCGCGUUCAAAGCCAAGUUUAAGGUGGAGGCUAAAUCUCAAGACUUUAUCAAUGGGAUUAUUGCUUGGUUCGAUAUCGAGUUUCCUGCCCCUGAGGGCAAGAAGCCCGUAACCUUCUCUACUGGAGCACACGCCCCUUACACUCACUGGAAACAGACGGUGUUCUACAUGGAAGAUGACCUUGAAUGUGAAAAGGGUGAAACCCUGGAAGGUGAAAUCACUUGUGUUCCUAACAAGACCAACAACAGAGACCUAGACAUCAAGAUCGCGUACAACUUUAAGGCGAGUGGCUCUGACGCUAAUACAAGGUCAAAGAAGAAUGAAAACUUCUAUUUGAUGCAUUGA